Messenger RNA from Frankliniella occidentalis (western flower thrips), 2322 nucleotides. RefSeq names its product membrane protein FAM174A. The coding region runs from base 156 to 803 and encodes 215 amino acids. The record is from RefSeq and is a predicted model, not a curated record. The transcript is spliced from 2 exons. Lineage: Eukaryota; Metazoa; Arthropoda; Insecta; Thysanoptera; Thripidae.
CAGUAGCCCCGAUAACCUGAAUCAGGAACAUGACCCACGUAAUGAAGUGUAUGUUAGGCUCAUGUCCAUUUCACAACUGUACUUAACUUGCAACCGAGCCGUCUCACCUGUUCCGACUCUUUUUCUGCUCAGAGAGAAGUUUUGUUUAAGCGACCAUGUCUUAUCUUGUGUCAUUACAAUGUGUCCCAAAGCUAUCCAAAGUAUUGCUGUUCCUAGUGCUCUUCACCUCAUUUUUGUGUGGAACAGCGUUUUCGGGUGAUUCAUCAGCAAAUAGUAACAUUAGGUUGAAUUCUUCUCAGUCUGCCAAUCAGAGUGGUUCAAAUGUGGUGAAUUCAAGUUUUCAAAAAUCUGUAGUAUCCCAGUCCUUGUCAAGUCAAACCAACUCCAGUUUGGAGCUUCCUAAACAGUUAACCAAUUCUAAUAGUGACCCAUCUAAGUCUGAUUGUAAAACGGAGCCCUGCCCAUCUGCUGGUGUGAAACAGAAUGAUUCUAAGUCAUUAAAAAAUACUACAAAUCAAGAAUCAACAAAUCCGGAAGAGGGUUCAGUUGGCCCUAAUGAUCCAAGCGCAGACAAGAAACUAAAUCCAGAGGCUUUGAUGAGAGGAUUUUACGUUUUUGUUGGACUAAGCGCAAUAGUCAUGGCAUAUAUUGCUUGGAAAAGUUUUGGAAAAAGACCAGCACAGGUUCACAGGUACGGUGUCAUAGCUAAUCGAGAAGAUUUGGAAAUGGCACCUCUUGAUUCUGAUGAAGGGGAUGAUGAUGACACAACCCAUUUUGACCUCAGCAAGCAUAGACUGACUUGAGUAAAGGUUGUGGGGCUCUGACUGUUCAAAAUUAUGUGUUGUAUUGUGGUAAGAGUCAAUAUUAACUAGAGGACACACUCCUGUUGGAAACUUGUUGCUAUUCACAUUCUCCCAAAAGUUAGCUUACUCUUAAAAUGCUUCUAAUAAUGAGACUGCUGUUUAUGUUCCAUAUGUGAAGUUCCAAAUUUACGUCUGUAAAUGACUAAUUUAAUGUGAGCCAGAUGUCCUGAAUGGGUCUUAGUCUACAGCUAUGUACCUGACACUAUAGAUUGAUAAAGAUGCUGGUUGCAGCUCAAAACUUGUGAUUAUUACCUAAGACUUCUAAGCUUGUUUAAGUUUGUUUCUUACAAUGUUUAUUUUUAUGUAAUUUUUAUGUAUUUGCCGUGAGCCAGAAGAUGCCUUUUAAUAUGACGUGGUCCCGUAAUCAUGUUGUGAAGAUUUGUCUCUUAAAGAGUAUAGUAGUGUUCCCACUUAAAGAUAUGCUAAAAAUUGUUACUGUAAUUUUGAGCCUACAUGUUGCAUAUGAGGGACCAGAAUGAAUGCAGUAACCUCUUGUUGUGGGCUUCAUGUGAUAAUUUAGAAAAACUGAACCGACAGAUUAGGUUCCAAUCAAAAAUCAUAAAACUACAGGCUAAUUUUAAGGGGUAGUUGCACUAAUCCAGACAUUUUCUCAAGGCAAUACGAAUCUUAUUGUAUCAAAAGGUGUGGUGUCACAUUGACCCACAGUUUCAUGCCAGAGUUCCAGUUGGUAGUUUCCCUCAGUGUGCAAGCUCAGAAAACAGAUUUUUUUAGAAAUUUGUCAAAUUGACGUUACAUUCAGAUGUUCAAUUUCACCAAGACAAAUCACAGGUUAUUUCUGUGAUGUGACUUUGGUAUAAAUAAAUUAGGCAUUUUUCAGCAUAUUUAAAAUUAAUAACUUUCAUAAAUAUUAAUGCCAAAUUCGAGGUUUUAGAAUUCAAAACUUACAGCAAAAUUUUCAAAAAUAUUAGAAAAAUGAGUUUAAGUUUGCUUUUUAAUUCGGGAAGCACAUUUCAGCCUAUACUGUAAAACCUGGACGAGAGUUGCUUGAGACUGAGGUUUAAGCCUAUUAAACCCAGGUAUUCUUUAUAACAAGAUACUUUGUUAUAAAAAUUUUGGUUGGUUCCCUAGAAAACUCACUACCGGUAUGUAAGGAGAUAUUCUUACUAUCCAGGUUUGUCUCUCAGGAACCAUUGCACCUGGAAGGCUUCGGUGAUUUAAGCUCAAUAGGCAAAGUAGCCAUUAGGCAAAACCAGAAAAUUUUCGUCUAGGUUGGUCACUGUGACACUAACCCGUGUGUAGAUAAAAACUCAAAUGGAUUAUUGUUUAUCGGUUUAACAGCAAGAAGAUCAGUCAUUCAAGAUUUUGCCUGCAUCAAGUACACAGCUUGUGGAAUUGAAUUUCUACCUCUUAACAUUGUAUGCCUCAAAAUGCAUGAGGAUACAAGCAGUGUACUUAUUGGAUGGAAAGAAUGCUUAAUAAACUUCUAAUUAAACUGAAA